AGUUCCCUUCUCUCCGUAGACGCUAGUCUUUCUCUGAUUGGUUGAAUUUCCCCAGUUCCCGGCGGGUUUUAGCCGCUCGUAAAGAAUCGGUGUUGUCCAAAUUCUCUCUAAGCAUGUUAAUUCUUAUUACUGAAGUGUUUUGGAUAAUUUAUAAAUUCUGCUAAUGGUACAUUUUAUAAAAACAAGCCUUUUCCUCAGGUACGUUUGAAAUAUUUGAAAAUAAUUUUUGAUAUGGAACAGAUCUAUAAAACGAUUUUUAUGUGUAACAUAUCGAUAUCGUAAACAUUUCAAAAUGGCCGCUGUUUGUGUACAUUAAAAACAAAAUAAUGUUGUUGUUAUGUUACGUAGUUCUAAAGGCAUCUUCAAAUUGUGUAAUGUUGUCAUUCUAUUGCAUGUAGAUUUCGCUUAAUAUGUUACCAGGUGUCGGAGUAUUCGGCACUGGCAAAAUUAUCAGAGUUCUUGUUCCAUGUUUACGUGCCCGUGGGUUUAAAGUAGAAGCAAUUUGGGGUCGGACUAAAGAAGCUGCAGAAUUUGUUGCUACGGAGCUUGAUAUUCCAUUUUCUACGAAUAAAGUUGACGAAGUUCUUCUUCGUAAAGAUGUCGAUUUAGUAUGUAUUAUUUGUCCACCUCAUUUGCAUUCACAAAUAGCAGUUAAAGCAUUAGGUAUUGGCAAACAUGUUUUAUGUGAUAGACCAGCUGGCUUAUGUCAAAACGAAGUACUUAAAAUGGUACAUGCAGCACAGUAUUAUCCAUCUCUUAUCUCUGUACUUUUUCACAGUCUUCGAUUUUUGCCCGCAUUUGUACAGAUGCGAAAGGUAGUGAAAGAUGGUUACAUAGGAGAUUUAACUAUAUGUGAUGUCCAGGUUCAGUGCGGUAGUCUUUUACAUGAUCGUUAUGACUGGACAUGUGAUGAACUUAUGGGAGGUGGUCUGCUGACCAAUGUUGGAAGCCAUGUAAUUGAUAUCAUCACGUAUACCACAGGUCGUCGUGCUUUGAGAGUUCAUGGCAUGGUUCGAACUUUCACGAAGACUACACGUCAUGUUAAAGGAAUACGGCAAAUUACAAGUGAUGACUUUUGCACAUUCCAAAUGGAAUUAGAAGGUGGGAGUUGUGCAACUGUGACUUUAAAUGAACAUCUUCCUGGACAGUUUAGCCAGGAAGUACUGCUUUGCGGUACAGAAGGCCAUGUAGUUGUCAGAGGUGGUGAUCUUUAUGGACAGAAAUUGAAUUCUGUGAAAGAAGAAGUAUUGUAUCUCGACAUUGAAGACCUAAAAAAGUCUUCUGUGAUAUCAUUUAACAGUGUAUCUGUAUCUUCUACUGCUGAUACUUCAGAUUGUGCCGUUCAAAAUUAUCUGAAUGCUCUCUUGCCAAAACCAUACAUGAAAGGACUGUUGAAAAUGGUAGGUGCACUAAAAGAAGCUUUUGCUUCUCAAGAAGACUUGCAAAGCUGGGUUAAAGAACCUGUUGCGAUGGCAGCAUCAUUCGAAGAUGGGCAGUACAUUCAGGCUGUUAUAGAUGCAAUACGUUUGUCCUCGAAAGGUCGUGAAUGGGUGAAAGUGGAAAUUCUUUCAGAAGAUCCAGAAAUACAGCAGCCAAUGUUAUCUUCUUUAUCAUAAUAGUUUGUUUCCUGUAAAUAUAAAUAAUCUAUAUAUUUCAAAUUUGUGUAAGACAUACCAGCAUUUUAAAUAAGCAACAAAAAUGUGCAUAAGUAUUUAUAUGUUACUAAACAAGAUUUGUUUUGUGAUGCAUUUAACUUAUUUCAGAUUUUGCUUUGGGAAUGUGUUCUAUUUAAAUUUUUUUCUUGCCUUUUUUUGCCAUUUUCUAUGUUGUGUUUUUAAUAGGCUUAAAAGCUCUACAGACAUGACAUUAAAUUAAUAAACUAAUAAUUUUGUUAUAUAUAUAUUGUAUUUAUGUAAGAAUAUAUGUUUUCAUUGCUAAAAUGCUUUUCCUAAAUGUGGUCCGGCUCAGUAUAUGUAUAUAACUGAAACAUGACUUAUUUGUAACCAGAAUUGAAUGUUUUAAAGCUCAUUCAGAGCAUAUUAGCAUUAAUAUCUUCAAGAAGUUUUCACAUAUGUUAUUAUUUUCAAUAAGAAUAUCUCUGAUUUUCAUAUUAGAAUUAAAAAAUAAAGUAGGAACUAAAGACUUAAUUUGCUUUUUGAGGAAUUCUAGUAGCAAAAGGAACUGAAAUCAGUUAAUAAGCAUUUUAAAUGCCAGAAUUAAUCUGCAAUCUUUAGGGGUUAUUGUUCAGUUUUAUGAAGAGAAACUUAUGUUUAAUCCCUGUAUAUUUAAAUUAAAUUAAAAAUUAUCCUUUGCUUUUAAUAUAUUUUAUUUUUGUGCACUAAAGCGAAUUGACUCUUCCGAAAUUAUCAAAAUGCACGUAAAACUGCUAAAUUAGGUUAAAAUCUCGGAAUAAGUGCAAAACAAUUCAUUAGUUGAGAGAUUUCCAGACAAUAAGAUGGUAAAACUAUGCUGAAUGAAUCAGAAUGUACCAUAAAAGCUAACCAAUCAAGUCUACCAAUACACAGAUUGCUUCUGACUUCAGUUGGUACAGUAAGGUCUUAAAAAAAAAAAAAAAAAAAAAUGCAUGGUCUAUUUUGAAAUUUAAGGCGAGAGAUAAGCUUUUGCUGUAAAAAUGCAUUUAAAUUGGAAACCUAUAUAUGAGAUGAAUUUAAAAUCACCCUAUAAAUCAGGUGAAUAAUUAGUAAUCUAACUAGUUCACAUGUAAUCGAAACUAAGAGUCAAAGCAUUGCAAAAUGAAAAGGUAGUUCUGCUGCCAGUAGUUUGUUUUUAAUCUUCUCGUUUUGGAGCAUGCACAUCAUUGUUUUUAAUCUUCUAGUUUUGGAGCAUGCACAUCAUUUGGCACUUCGGCAACAGUAUGACUAAUUUAAGUUAUGAAAUCUUUCUUAAGCAAUUGCAAGACCCCACAAAGUUGCUCUUCUAACUUUAUGAAUAAAAUACAAUUCUUCAUUUUUAUGUAUAUAGUGAAAGAUGCUUAGGCAGAAAAGGACUGUGUACUCUAAUAGAUUUAAACUAAAAAUUAAUACCUUUUCCUAUGCAAUGCUGUGAACAGAACUAAAGAUGAUAUCUAAAAAAUAUAUGAGAAUAAUGACAUUCACUCGGAGUGACCUCUGGUAGGGUAAAACUUUCAAGAAUUUCUAGAACAUUCUCAGUCAAAUAUUGGUAUUAAAAACUUUGAUUAAUGUAUAUUAGAAAUUUGUGAAUUAUGUUGAGUGUAAGCCAGUCCCGAAAUUUCAGUAGUAAAAAAAUAAAACCUGCAAGAAAUCGAUCUUAUAAUCUUAUACAUGAAAAUGUACACUAUUUAGAAAUUGUUGGAGAAGAAAUUUUCGAUACCAUUUGAAAUAUGCUGAAGUUCCAUAAAGACAAAAAGAUUUGAGAUCAGUAAGGUUUUUCAGUAUAUGUGUUUUCGGAAUUUUUUUAUGCAGAAUUUUUCUGUUGCACUCCAUUUAAAAUUUAUGUAUUUAACUUCUAUUCAUUAUUCUGCAUUAAGGAAACUAUUUUAAUCAAAUUUCUGAUUUAUAAAUGCAAAGAAUUUAAUAUUGCUGUAAAUUGCUACUGAAAGAAUUUUAUUUUGUGAUAUAAUGUGAUACGAAACUUAAUUUUCAUAUUUCAGAUUUCUUCAAUUUCCUUGCUUCUGAAAAACCUAACGUCUCUACAACUAUAAGUUCUAAAAGAACACAAAAUAUGUGAUUUUUCCCCCCUCCGUCUUUGAUUUUGCCUCUUGCAGAUUUUCAUCUUUUAAGUUGUAAUUGAUGAAGUGAAAAAGUUUGUAGGUUUUCAUCUUCAAGUGUCUCUCUCUAUCUGUGUGCACAGACAGAGGUUAUUUGCAAUUUGGGAAGGCUAGUAAGGUCACAUUUACUAUAUGUUGUUUGCAUUUCUCAAUUAUGCUUUCAAUUUUUUUUUUCACUAUAUUUUCUAUUUAUCCAUUUGUACUUACGUAUUACACAAGCACCUUCAUGCAAUUUGGUGAUUUUUUAAGAAAAAGAAUGAUGACUUGUGGUAAAAAAUUAUUUAUUACCCACAUACAUAUUCCAUACAUGUAUAUUCCAUAUUUUAGUUAAAUAUUUCACAUGCAAAUCAUUAUUUCUUUUUCUCUGGUGAAAUUUUUGGCAUUCCCUUUACCAAUUUUGCUGCAAACUAUUAUUUUCCUGUAGAAAUUAUACUGCAGUUUCUCCUGCAUCAAGCAAAUUUAGGAGCAUAUGUUUUUAAAUUAAAGACAAAAAAUAUGUCUGUUAAGAAUUGCUGAAACUUGGAAUACAAUGGAAAGAAUGUGUACGAAAAUGGAGAUGCAAGAAUUAGUAUGUGCAUGGUUGCCUAAAGCAGAGCUUCUUAAACUGUGGGUCACAGGAUCUGCAGUAGGGGUCUCCAAAAAUUUUAUAAUUUUGAUAUAUCCUUUAAUUUAUAAUAAUUUUUAAAUUGCCAAAUAGUUUUACAUAGUGUGUCCGAAAAUAGAUAAAGGUUAGACAAAACAGACAAAGAAAAAGCAAAAUUAUUUCGAUGCAUUUUCUUAUGAUAGAAAUGUUUAUUUUACUUAAAAAAUUAAUGACCUGAAACUGCAAUAGAGUGACAAGUGAAGGAACUGACAAUUUUACUCGCGCCUGUGUCAGAUUUACAUAAUGCUUACGGGGGUCCCACAAAAGUUUCGUAAAUAUUAUGGGGUUCUCACACCAAAGAGUUUAAGAAAUCCUGGCCUACAAAAUUGCCAAAUAUAUGCUUGUCAGAAUUUUGCACAGUCUGCAAAUUUGACGACUUCUACUAAAGUGGUAAUGCUAAUACUUAAAUAACAUCUAUUUGGUUGCCGACACCAUUUUAUAAGCCAAUUUUGAGUUUUCAAUAUUUGAAUCCGUAUUAUAAAUGUCUGAAGUUACCAAAAUGUAAGUUAUAAUAGGUCACUAAUUGAUAAUUCUUUAAGAUUUGGCAAUUAUGUGUACUAUAGUUUUGAAAUAAAGUACAAAGUCUUUAAUCCAGACCUCAAAGCCACAAACUUAUGCAUGCGCAUUUGAUGCGCGCGUCCACUAUGCAUGCGCAUAAAGCCAGUAAAGCGUUUGCCCAUGCGGCUUUCCGAUAGUGAAGAAAGUAACAGUGAACGUUAUUGAAAACGAAAAAAUUUCGAUUGACAAGUUAGUCGGUAUUCUCGGCUCAGUAAUUA
This is a messenger RNA of Stegodyphus dumicola, 5167 nucleotides long. Its product is annotated as glucose-fructose oxidoreductase domain-containing protein 1. NCBI's taxonomy places the organism in Eukaryota, Metazoa, Arthropoda, Arachnida, Araneae, Eresidae. The record is from RefSeq and is a predicted model, not a curated record. Gene Ontology annotation, molecular function: nucleotide binding.